CAGGGGAGCACAAAGCAGAAUUAUAGUCCGGGAUAGAGCCCCGUUUCUGGAGCCGCUCUUGCUGGCGUGCGCUUUGUCCGCAGCCGCGGGGCGACUCUCAUUCGCUGAAUUCCUACGCACGACCCAGCCGCUCUCGUCUGUCGGCGGCCGGGCCGCUAGCACGCAACGCUCGCCUUGCUGUAGACACUGGCCGUGCUGUGAAACCUCUGGGUUCCCAUUUCCCAUUUAGCCAGUCAGUCACUCGGCCGGUCCGACUCGGAGGAAUAGCAAUUCGCUCGGACUGUGACAGAGGACACCUCUACUUCUAUUUAGCAGCUUUGUCGGAGCGGCAGCAGCUCUCUGCCUCUCACCGCGCGCGGGUCAUAAUCGACGUCCAGCGCCUUCCCCCCUCGGAGCAACCGCCGCACGGAGAGCGCUGGGGCGCGCGCCUUGCUCGGCUCGGGCUCCUGCUGGUGCAUUGCCUAUUGCGGCCCUUCCUGGCCUCGUCCGCUCCGUCGGCUGUAGAUACGCGGCCCAUGCGCAGACUCGAACCGCAGUCUACUACCGCUAGCAACUCUCAAUCGCCCACCAAGUCGCUUGUCGCCGCCGUGCUACAGCGACUCUCGAUGGACCUCCCCGCCGCUCCCAGUGUGAACAGCGACAGCGCGAGCCCCACGAAUAGCAGCAGUGAACCGUCGCCCCAGGCGGCAGACGCCAAGCCAAAGACUGCGCCGUCGCCGCCGCCGUCGCCUAAGAUGGUUAAGACCCAGGAACCCGUUCCGGAACAGGAGCAAUCACAGCAGCAAGAAGACGCGGACAUCGACGACGUGGAGGAGCUCAAGCAGACGCUCCUGCGCAAGUCCACGGGCUCCAUCGCCAUCAUGACGCGGCAGCAGGAGGCGUUCGACCACCGCCGACACACAUUCAGCGCCAUGUCGGCUGACGGACGCGCUAGCAUGCGACGACGCAGCUACGACCUGACCGCGCAGUUCGGGUCAACGUUCCCGCCCAGCUCGCCGCCGCAGCCGCAGCCGUUGCCGCACACACUCAAGGCGCAUCACCACCUGCAACACUUGAGAGUGUACGGCGGCUUAAAGACCGCCGGCCCCGCCAAGAGUAUCAGCGAGUGCCACGAAGAAGGGACCCCCAUGGUGGCACUCGUAACGCCCAAUCCGGACACAGUCUGGACACGAGGCAAACCCGUAAACAUCGAGUGGAAAGUGCUAGAUGCCAAGGUGGACAAGCUCUGCAUCGAGCUAUUGGAGGACGGGCUGAGUGCCACGACGCUCAUCGCGAAAGAGGCCCCAAACACGGGCUUCUUCACAUACCACAAGGUGCCGUGGGGCAUGGAGUCCGGCAAUAAGUAUUUUCUGCGGGUAUCGGCGGCGGAUGACCCGGAGAGGUACCGAACGAGCAGUUUCUUCCAGAUCAGCUCGGCCCCGUGACAUCCCCCCAUAGUUGGAGAAGAGUUAGGAGAAAAGUAGUAUGUGAAGGUCUAUUUAAUGUAAUUGCCGAAGUAGUAAGUCAAAAGGCAGUGUGAAUUGAUAAGAUGGAAGUCAUAUUUGCUAUUUUUCGGUA
Molecule: messenger RNA, 1557 nt
Organism: Phytophthora nicotianae INRA-310
Lineage: Eukaryota; Oomycota; Peronosporomycetes; Peronosporales; Peronosporaceae
Exons: 1
Coding region: 516-1424 (302 amino acids)
Source: RefSeq, a predicted model, not a curated record